AUGCCGGCACGGCGGCGUGCUGUAGAGCAGUGCUCGGUCGAUCACUGCGUUUCUUCCACAUGGUCACAUUUACGUUUGCUGUGCUUGCCUGUGCGGUUGUAUUCGUUUGUUCGGCUUGAACAGAGUCUUUGUCGCGAAGAGUGCUGCUGGAGUCGCGGUAAAGCGUGGUACAAGUCGCAAGAGCAGGGAUGGGGAGUUUAG
This is a messenger RNA of Gongylonema pulchrum, 201 nucleotides long. NCBI's taxonomy places the organism in Eukaryota, Metazoa, Nematoda, Chromadorea, Rhabditida, Gongylonematidae. The record is from the annotation of a GenBank genome assembly.